AUGGACGAAUUACUAUAUUUAAUUGUCACACUUAUAGUAAUUCAUCAUUUAUCAUCAAAAAUCAAACUGUAUUAUAUUAGGCUUAAUAGUAAUUUUAUUUCAAAAAUAUCAAUGAAGUAUAAUAACUUAUUCCUUGUACCAUUUUGUGGUUUAAUGAUUAUGUUAGUAAUAUAUUACUUUCCAUCACUUUCUGAAGGUUUAGUAUUUAUAAUAGUUUACACGUUAAUGUCAAUUUGUUUAUAUUUAACUAUUCAGCCAAUAGUCAACAGUCUUCCAUUACACUCUUUUAUUAUUAAAAAUGGUGCUUCAAUUACAAUAACCCUUAUAAUUGUUUUGAUUUAUAUUAAUAAUCCAAAUUGGUGGUUAACAAAUAUUAUUGCGAUAUGUAUUACUAUUUCAAUUCAAACAUUAUUAUCUUUUGAUAAAGUUCAUAUUCCAUUAGUAUUGGUGAUAGGACUAUUUGUCUAUGAUUUAAUAAGAAUUUUUAGAAAUUGUUAUAUUCCAUUUUAUGACGGUCAGUCAGUUUUAAAAGGAUUAUCAAAAAACUCUACCGCAUAUCGAAUACCGUUAUACCUUGAAUUUUAUAGUAUGUUUAGUGCAGGUCAUUUUAUUAUUGGAUUAGGUGAUAUUAUUUUUCCAGGAAUGUUCAUUACAUAUUUAUACUGUACCGACUUCUUAUUUAAAACUCAUUACUUUCUAGUUGGUGUAAUUGGAUAUUGUUUUGGAAUGAUUGGAACAAUAUUAUUGAUAUGGAAUUAUCAAAUGGGCAUACCUGUGUUAUUGUGCAUUGUUCCAGCAAUGAUUAUUCUAUCACUCAUUUAUUCAGUCAUAACUAAAACAUUAAAGAAUAUACUUAAUCUUUCAUUGCAAAAGAGAUUUGAAUUACCAUCUCAAAAAUUAAAAGAAUGUGCUAGUACAACAGAAGAACUAACUAUUCAAAUAAAUCAGUAA
Molecule: messenger RNA, 951 nt
Organism: Entamoeba nuttalli P19
Lineage: Eukaryota; Evosea; Mastigamoebida; Endamoebidae
Product: signal peptide peptidase family protein
Exons: 1
Coding region: 1-951 (316 amino acids)
Biological process (GO): membrane protein proteolysis
Cellular component (GO): lumenal side of endoplasmic reticulum membrane; cytoplasmic side of endoplasmic reticulum membrane; membrane
Molecular function (GO): aspartic endopeptidase activity, intramembrane cleaving
Source: RefSeq, a predicted model, not a curated record